This is a messenger RNA of Equus caballus (horse), 20099 nucleotides long. The record is from RefSeq and is a predicted model, not a curated record. NCBI's taxonomy places the organism in Eukaryota, Metazoa, Chordata, Mammalia, Perissodactyla, Equidae.
AAAAGGAGAACUUUACAGAUAUUCUGGAACUUAUUAAGGUGGAGGGAAAGAGCAAACAGCAGGGACUGAGAAGGAAAAGUUAUAAUCACAUCCUUUCAACCAGAAGAUGAGUUUGAUAGAAGUCCACAGUCCUUUAUCUCCAAUUCUCAAAUCAAAAAGCUCUGUAAAAUGGAAGAUAUUUUUUCAUUAAUUUGGUGCCAAAACUCAUUUGGCAGCAAAACCUGAUCUGAACUGACAUGAGCUUAAUCUUUAUCUCUUUUAGUAUGAAUAUUCAGACAUUUUUUUCCUGCAGAAAUGUUAAUGGCUUAAUUAUGGGAUGUUUCCUCAGACACCCCUGGGAAUGUUAUGUAAUAAACAGUACAUACUCUGUGUUACCUUUCUAAAAUCCAACAAAAAUUAAAUUCUAAAACACAGUCAGAUAGACUGUGGCCUAGAAUAAUGAUAGCUAACAUUUAUGGAGCACUUGCCAUCUGCAUGAAGCUGUGCUAAUCUCUUUUCAUCUCAUUUAAUCCUCAUAACACUAUGAAGCAGGUGUUAAAAUCAUCUCCAUUUUAAAGUUUGGAAACUGAUUCUCAGAGAGGUUAAAUAACUUACCCAGAGUGACACAACUUUUGCCCAAGCCGGAGUUUGAACCCAGAUCAGUCUGACUCUAGAUCCUACAUGCUGAAACUUGCACUCUACUGCCUGGGAGGGAUGGACCGUUGUGAAGGACACUGUGGGCUCUUUCUAGGCUUUCUGUGGAGAUGGAAUAGGCUGCCACCUAUUCUAUGUCAUUUGAAGGCCAACAUCCUACCUCCAAAUAUGUCCCCUCCCCAUCCUUACUUCUCUGUGAUGCUAUAAUAUGGCUUUAUUCCUUAAGGAUCAUCUGAAUGGUUUUUCUCACAGGAACUGUCAGUAUCAAAAAUCCACUGUGCAACUUGUUAAAGAACAGAUUCCUGGCAUCUACCCCAGACCUACUGAAUCAGAACUGCUAGGGACUGGGACCAAGUUGAUUCUUAUGUGCAUCAAAGUUUGAGAAAAAAGUGAAUGCCCUGAGAAAGGCCAAUCAUUAACCCUCAUUAAUUAACAUCUUAGCUAUCAGUUGACAGCUCGAGUGGCAGGAAUAAACUCAUGGAUGGACACCUGGAAAGUGGAAGAUGUCUGAAAGGUAGAUUUAGAAGGGUGAGAUAUGGAAAGAAAGAAGGAUAUGACAGUAUCUCUGUACGUUGGCAAUAUGAGAUAAGGGUGGAGCCUCACAAAUGGCAUUGUUCAGCUGCAUUUGAACAAUCUCAAAAGCAAAUCUCUCAUUUUAGUUUUGCCACUUAGAGCACCCAUCUAUUAUGUCAUUGAUACAACAACCCUCCGAAGUAGACAAGAUAGUCAUCCUCAUUAGGUAAAAGAGGAAAUUGAGACUCAAAUGAGUUCUUCAAAGUCAUCUAACUGAUUAAUGCUAGUGUUUGAGUAAGUUUCUGGCCCCCGAUCUUAUACUGUUUCAAUCUUCCAAUAAUUUCUUCUAUAGGUCUAGAGAGGAGGAGCCAUCAAAGAAAACCUAGGGAAUCAAGUGUUACAUUUAAUGAUACACACUUUUUGCUCACAGUGGCCAAUCUAAAAACAUUUAAAUAGUACGCUACACAAGGAAAGGGCAAUGAGAGGAAUUACACUACAGAAUAGUUCAACUGAUAUGCCAUAUGUUUGGAGUUUGUUUUUAACUUUUACUGAUUGCUUUAUUCUUGUUAUCAAUGCAGAGAUGACUACUGAACAUUUUGAUCUCUACACUUUUAAGAAUAUUCUGUACUUGUUUGCUAGGUUUUCAACCUCACAUCUUCAUCUUGCUUGUGAUGUCUUAUCUCCCUGACAACCAAAUGUGACCUCAGACAGGGACUAGGAAGCCAGAAAAAUGAAUUAACUACCACCAUAGCAAUCAGGUCUCCGGAUCUGGAGGCUAGAAUUGGGGCACUGAGUGUCAAGUCCAACCAGUGAUUAUUCCAAUUCAGGCUAAGUGCUCUCUAGAGCAGUGCUUCUCAAACUUCAGUGCACAUUCAAAUCACCUGGGAAAUCUUGUUAAAGCGGAAUACUGACACAGUAGGUCUGGGGUGGGACCUGAGAGCCUGCAUUUCUAACAACCUUCCUGGUGAUGCUGAUGCUGCUUGUUCCCAGAUCACAUUUUGAGUAGCAAGGGGCACGAAACGUCAUCAUGCUCAAGUAUUAUAUGCAAGUGAGCACAUUUGUGGUCCUGAAGGAAGUGCUGUUGUGGACAGCAGUCUUGAUGAGCAUGCCAGCUCUAAUAUUAACUAGUUGUAUGACCUUGGGCUAACAUUUUUACCUCUCUGGAUCUAUGUUUUCUCAUCUGUGAAAUUACGAAUUUGGCCUGGAUGAUCUCUAAGAUCACUUUGGAUUGUAAAAUUCUUUGAUUCUCUGACAAAAAAGAUGCUCUAGAACCAAAGGCUUAGUCUGAGGGCAAAUUGCUCCUGUGUUACAAGGCAAGGGAGUGGGGAGAAAAAUCUAUUGUGCUUUUGUAUUUAUCUUCUUAAUUCCAAAUCCUCUAUGUCUCCUAAGGUAAUUUAUUUCUUCUGAAUGUGCAGAGCAUUGGAAUUCUCCAUGAAGAAGAGGCAAAACUGAGUAGUGGACAACGAUUUUGCAAUCUCUCCAACUCAGCUCUCAGCAUCUUCUUGUGAGUUCUUCACAGCUAACAGCUUUGGCUAUUUGCUCAUAACAGUGUCUCUCUGAUCACAGAGCACACUCACUGUCUGCCUAUUGGUCUCUAGUACUGGUACACAAUUAAUUGUACUUAGUCCCACUUGGUUCCAGAAGAUAUUAUGGAGAAGUACACAGAAUCACCACCUGCCUUGCAGGUAGAGCAUGCCUCCCUUCAGGCAGAGAAUCUGAUUCUGCGGCCACAAAUGCAGUAUCUGACUGAGGAGAACCCUGCUAUGAGGGGCCAAGUCAUGCCUUCCCUGGCUACUCCGAUGAUGCCUGUAUCCUGCUCACUUGAGCAUCUCUCCCAGUUUCGUGAUGACCCUGCCAGUCUCUCAGGGUUUCUUGCUCAGGUGACUACCUACUUGACAGCUCUCAAGAUCCCCAAUCCUGCAGAUGAUGCCCAAGUCAAGUUCUUUUUUGAUUACCUAUAUCAGCAGAUGAAAAGUUGUGGGAUCAUAUCUGGGCCUGACAAGAGAACUCUGCUGAAGCAAUAUGAGAACUUUGUUCUUGAGUUCCAGCAGUCAUUUGGUGAGCUCACAAAACAGAAAAGGAACAAUCUAGACAAAGGGGACAACUCUCAGCAGGAUGCUACUACUUUCCAGAUCCUUGCUCAAAAUCUGAGCUAUAAUGAAACCAAUCAGACUGAUCACUUUCAAGAAGGACUAGCUGACCCCAUCCAGGAUGAAGUAAGUGGCACAGAUAUGGUGGACAACCUCCCAGACCUGGUCACUCAGUGUAUUCAGUUGGACAGGAAACGUAGUGACAGGCCAGAGCUCCUACAGUCAGAGCCCCAGCUCCCAAUGUUGGCUUCCUUGAUCAACCACCAAGCCCUCUCCAGCCCCAUAGGUUUAUCACCCAAGGAAGAGCCUAUACAGCUGCGGGGGAGCCAGCUGCCUCUCACCCCAGCCAAACGAGCACGCCAGCAAGAAACUCAGUUGUGCCUCUACUGCAGCCAGUCUGGUCACUUCACAAGAGAUUGCCUUGCCAAACGUUCUCGAGCCCCAGCAAGGAUAAAUGACCCAGCUCAUCAGUAAAAGGAACCUAGGCAGAUCACUUUGUAAACCUGUAUCCCUCUCACCUCCAGCCUUACUAAUUUAUAUCCUGCACUAACAUUAAAAUACAGUUGGGGAACUGUUAUAACACUUUACAGAAGUCAUGAACUUAUGUGCUUCUGGGAAUUUAAACAAGCAGAUCUUGUGACCCAUCACCAAGCCUGACCCAAUGAUGAUGAAAACAACUCACAGGCACUUUCUGCAGUUGGAAAUAAUUCCCCAAGAGUACUGAAAACCUGCAGGCAAAACUCUGCCCAGUCUGAGCCAAUAAAAACAACCCUGGCAGUACAUUUGGAACCCCAUCCCCACCAAUGGAUGAGAUCUGGGUUGAGUUUGUUGGCCUAAGUCUUCUGCGCCUGAGAUUAUGCCUAAGCCUUUCACCUUCAUCCUCACUGGUCUGUCUCCUAUUUUCAUGUUGGUUUCGAACCCUUGACUGAAGUCCUAAUUGCAUUCCCAUAUCCUACCAAUAUUUUCCUAUUGGAGGCUGGAUCCUGCUCCACCUAUUGGCUAGAGUCCAUCUUCAAUACAAACUAACCUGCAUAGAACACACAGCUCUGCCACCCUUCCAUAGCUAUGCAUUUUGUUGCCAUUUAAAGGCUUCUGCUUACCCAACAAACUGGAUCUCCUGCCUAAUGACAAACCAGAUGGUAUGGCCCUUUGAAAACUCUGCUUGGAACUGUUGAUACAUUUCUUUGAGGGCUAUCUCUUCAGGCAGGUACAUGUUGUUUGCUAAGCCCUACCAAUCCCAGAUUACUGUUCUCUUCCCCAACACCCUACUCUAGGUUCCAGGAUGUUUUAUGAACCACCUACCCUCAUGGACCACCUCUGGGGACCCUCAUCUAGUUGAGGAUCUUGAAGAGCAAUUAAUGGCAGACAAGUUUCUGAACCAUCCCGUCUGAAAAAUCCGAGGGCGUAUACAUCAACACCAUCUGUGCGUAAAACUCAAGAAGUGGGGGUUUGAUUGCUCAUGUUGUUCUCUUGGCACACAUCAGCUCUGUGAAUGGAUUCCUAAUGCUUCUGAACAAAAGUAGUGCCAUGCUGAAAAGACACAACUCCCUAAAAUGUUAAGGAUAUCCAGUGAUGGCCAGUGUUUGGUGGGAAUUUCCAGUCCGCUGUUCCCUGCUUCUUGGUGUUGAUGUAUGUCCCCAUAAUGGAUCUCCUGAAGAAAAAUCAGUAAUUCCAUAUUCCCUAGCAACCAUAAAGGCCUCUCAUAAUAUGAAGUGCCAUUUACUUUGGCUUUAUUUCUGGAGAAUUCGGCUAACUUUGACAAUACUUAAACCCAGCUAACACCUUACUACUCUCAUCCUGUAGUGCAAACAAACAGAUCUUUUCACCCAUCAGUGCCUCGCUAACCAAUGUGCCAAUCCUUAUUUGCAUUCAUAAGAGUUCUCCUUUAUCAACAGCUUGCUAUAUGUCUAUCUUACUUCAUAUGCUCUCACAACAAGGAGACAUGCAUGCACAUAUUCCAGUUGUGCCAAGAAAUUCCCACUGGAGUACUGGGAUUGUAUGAGAUCCUCUAACAAGGAGAUCUAUUUGAACUUGAAGUGACUCUGAGAUUACCUGGAGGUAUCCUGCUCCAGUCACUUUCCUUGCUGACCCCAGUAUAGUCCUGGAAUGCUGAUAGGAGCAUUCUGUUGGCUUCAUCACCAAUCUUUCCUUAUCUUAGGACCAGAAUUUAUCAUUGUGUGCUUUCUCACAAAGAUGUACCAUUUUAUUUCCUGUUUGGUCCUUCUCUCAGCAGUGACAUUACCUUCUUCAUCAAGAAAUCUUAAGAUUCCAUAGCCUCUUAGAACAGAUUAUUAAUCCUGGGCUAUGAACUUCAGUGCACUUCCCACUUUCAGAAACCCUUUGUUGAGGAAUUCUCAAUCAAGGACUUCUUGUACUCUCUGUAGUAUACAGCCAGACUGAGCAUAUGAAUAGGAUGUUAGGAUGAUGCUUUACUGUCUACUAGCUAGCAACCAUUUUUUUGUUUACCACUUCAAAAUUUUGUUAUAGUGACACUAGCCACUUCAACUAGAAUGAACUCAUUACUUAGCAUAAGGAGAGUUACAUGGAUAUGUCCUCAGAAUUUAUACCUAAGUGAAAUUCUCUGAGAGUGAAGCUAAUUAAAAUCUACAGAGAACAGAUGAGAUGUAAUCUACUCAAAGAUGAAGUUUGCAACUGCAUAGGCUUGGGGAACCCCCAGGUCCAAUCAAGUUUGUAGUUUCAGGGAGGCAGAUCUGCUACAUGAUUAAUGCCACCCAGAAAGGUAGAAUUUAAUCAUCUUAUGAUGAGUCUGAAGAAGAAAUUGUUAACAAGAGAACGAUCUGCAUGGAGUCUAGAAAAGAGGGUAAUUAAAGAGCCAUAGGGCAUCAGUAAUCUCUCUAGACUCAGACAGGGGACAUUGACCAGCAGAUGCUUUGGCAGGUCCACCUACAGUGGGAUGAAGGCACCAGGCCAUCCCAAUUUGUGUCAUUAGCCAUAAAGAUUGUCAUCUAACUCUCUUUGCUCUGAUUCCAUGCUCUAAGAAGUCAUCUGAUUGUAAUUACUUUCCCAUAUAAACUUUGUUAAGGGGAGAAAAUUUGCUAACCAGCUGACAUGAGUGUUUUGCCCUACUUGGCAAUUAAUUCUCAUUAUAAAUGAAUAAAUUGAUGUUUGGCUUACACAUAAGUUUUUUCGUGGGUUUUAAUAGCAUCAGUCCUUCAAAUCCUAAUUAGCUCUGAGCACACAGGAAAAAAAAAAUUAGAUUCUCACUAUGCAAAGACAGCACCACAGUGUGAACCAUAGUAAGUCCACUGAAGAUUGGCCUCCCUGAGAUGCUUGCCUCAACAGUCAGUCAGCUUCCCUCUUUAUCUCUCUCAUUUGUCUACAACUGUAAUAAAAUUCCUAAAUACUGGUGGUUUUCACUUUCUGUACUUACCCACAUUCACACUCAGCACCAUGGUGCCCGCCAUAAGUAAUUGCUUCUUAUAAUACUACAUUGUUCAGUCUAAACAUCAUAAUAUACUGCCAUGGAUGAAGACAUAACAUAUCGCUGUAGAGAUGAGCCACUGACAAACACCUUUUAAAGAGGGAGGAGUGCAUGAUUGGCCUAACUCUUAUCACCUCUGUUCUGUCCAGAUGGCAACACAUAGGACCCAUGCUGUCACUGCCCUCACUUCUAUCCAUGAUGGUAAAACAAUUAUCAUCCCUUUUCUGGGCUCUGGAAGAUCUUUUACAUCCAUCACCAUCUUGCCUAUAACCACAGUAGUCAUCUCUGAAACAAAACAGAGCAUUUAGCAUAUACCAGCAUCUUGGCAAAAUCUAACACCUCAUGCCCUUGGGAGAGCUCUAGGCAUUUGUGUCACAUCUAUAAAGCCUUCUACGUUGGUGGCCAUGUUUCAUUGCCUCCCUAUGAAGGUUCAGGCCUCACAUUACCAAGAGAAUGGAAAAACCUUCAAGGGAAUAUAGUGCCAUGGAUUUUCAAUGUCACCUUUUUGCAAGUGUCACCGCCCACAUUUUAAAAGCAAAAGUCCCAGAAGUGAGUUAUACCAUUUAGUAGAGUCAGGAGAACUAUCUUGGUACCUAAACUGUGCUGCCCAGUCAUUGAUUGCCACUAUAACUUUGAGCAUUUAUAACUAAAUUAUUUGUGUUGCUUCCUGAUAUUGGCUUUGAUUCUUGGGUCUACUUGAAUCUGCUUCCUGCUCAUUGAUUUCUAGUACAUAUCCUACAUGGCACUGGUUCUCUUAUGUGUCCAGCUCAGUGAUAAACAGUUGUGACUGUAUUUCACCAACCACAUUCACUUUAUAGUAACCCAGUGGAGGACAAUGUAGAAUUUUAGUCUUCCCUAUGUAUAGAAGACUCAUCCCUUUGGGCAUACAAUCUGGCUUUGUGUGUAUCUAGAGAAAGGGAACUAAUAGUUGGUGAAUGCCUACUUUAUGCCAGGCACUGUGCUGAGUGCUUUAAUUUCUAAUGAUACUCACUUAACUUCAUAUUACUAAAAGAUUGAAUAGCCAUUUCUCACAUUUGAGGCUCACCACAGCUUUAUGUGGUAGGUGUUAUAAAUUCAAUUUAAUGAUGAUGAAAUGAAGGUUCAGAGCAGUUAACUUACCUGCCCUAAAGUCACGCAGCUAGUAAAUGGCAGGGCUAGGAGUUGAAACCAAUAUCUUUAUAACUCCAGAGCCACUUGAUCUCUGAUAGAGAAGGGAAACAUUCUAAGUCACACCCCUCCUGACUAGCCUAACUGACCGAAUUACACCUCCCAUAGCCACUCAGUACAGAGAGGCCACUCUAGGAACUGGCAUUUACAUAGGCACUGGUUGAAACUCAUGUUCUGGACAGCAGUCUAUAAAGGAAGCACAGAACAAAUCAGUGCCUUCCAGGACUUUGAAAUUUCAUUUGUGUUUCUGAUGAGUUAGAGAAAAUUCCUUGACACAUCUAAAAAUACACUGUGUUUGCAUUAUCUGAUUGGGUGGGCUCUUGCUUAUUGAGUCAGGAUUUAACAAAUGCUUCUGGCUAUCACAAAGCCUUCAUAUUUCUGUAGCUCUUCAUUCAAAGCUAUUGAGUCUUUUUGAACAAUAGCUCAAUGAUAUUUACAGUGUUUGCACAAUGCCAGGAGACAACAAAGACUUUGAAGUCUUCAGAUGGUUAUCUGCCAUUGUCAUGGGAAAAGCAAGAUUAAAAUAAGAGUUUGAUUAAUUCAGACAGCAGUUAGUCAGCCAUUUAAAUCUGAGAACUGCUCCCAAUGUAUCAACCUCGGAAUUUCCAGUCUAACAAUCUGACUCUGAGGAACAUUUAUGGGAAGAUAGCAUUGUUCUUCCUUACAUUAACCAUGAGGUUAGCAACAAUGAUCAAACAUCAUGUUCCUUUAGUCACCCAUGAUGUUUCUAUCAUGCAUGAGUCCUUUAUUAAAUCUGUUUUCAGUCUGUAAUAACUUAUGGGGCAAUAGAGACCAUAGGUUUACCACCUGCCAUUUAAAUCAGACUUCCUUUUACUUGCAUUAGCUUCACCUGUGUAUAAUUCAAAGGCAUUCCCCCUCCCUGUUCAAUUGUUCCAGGAUAUGAAAGUCUUUUGAUGCUGAUCACUUCAUACAUGAUUUUAGAGGCUACAGAUAAUAAUAACAGUCACUGAGUGCUUACUAUGUGCCAAGGACGAGGCUAACUGAUUACGUGCACAGUUCUUACAACAGCCCCAUGAGAAAGGCACUUUUAGUAUUCCUAUUUUACAGGUGAAAACAAGUAAACUCAAAGAGUUUAAGUGACUUGCCCAAGAUUGCAAACUACUAAGUCUUGGAGCCAGAAUUCAUAUCUAGGUCUAUCUGACAGAAAAGGCCAUGUUUUUGACCACUAUACUACACGUCCUUCCCAGAUUGGUGUCCCAGGCUGAAAAGUCCUAAUCUUUCUAGUGGGCAUCAUGCAUUCACCCAUCUAGACAGUAAUCUCUCCAGCAUGCCUUUUCAAAACUGUCUCCAGGUCUACUCUGUCUUUAGUGAGGGACAAUCAUUACAAACGCAUCCCGAAUUCCAGAUGUGGACGCAAAAUAAAUUUGAGCAACAUAACCCUUUCUUUUUUUAUUUCUAAUGCUUUUUAAAAUGAUAUCCAGUAAUUUGGAGGCAUUUGGGGGUUUCAUCAGUAUCUUGAAAGAACAGUCCUUGUGGAUUCUUCCCUGAAGGCUGCACUUCUCUUUCCUGAGUCAUAAUAAUUGACGGGACAAAUCCACUACAAUAAAAAUGUGGUUGGAAUGUUUUAAUGAAUGGGUAUCUUUAAAACAACUCUGAAGUUCAUCUUUCUUCCCUCUCACAUGGUUUUCCUAUAGAUUUUCCCCCAUUGUCUUUCUUAAUAUUAUUAAGAGCUAUCAUUUAUCGACCACUUACUACCUGCCAGGCGUUGUGCUCUUUGAUUUAUGUGCAUUUUUUCUUUUAAUUCUCACAACAACUCUCUUAGAUAUCUGUUAUUAUUAUCUCUAUUAUGCAGAUUAGGAAAUUGAGGCUUAGAGUAGUUAAGGAAAUUAUCCAUGGAGCUAGUAAGUAAGAGGCAGGACUCAAGUCCAGAUACAUCUAACAACAGAACCCAUACUCCUACACAGUACAUUACUAUCCCUCUACAAUAGGAGUCAACAAACUACCACCUGUAGACCAAAUCUGACCUACUGCCUGUUUUUAAAAGUAAAAUUUUAUUGGAACACAGCCAUAUCCAUUCAUUUACAUACUGUCUAUGGGUGUUUUCAUGCUCGGGCAUGUAUGGCCCACAAAGCCAAAAUAUAUUUACUAUCUGGUCCUUUACAGAAAGUUUCCUGACCCUUAAUCUAUGACACAUUAAAGUGUUGUCAGACCAGCCCUUGAGGCAUCUCACUAUUUAUAUUUCUUAUUUCAAAUGGCCCAUUUAUCCUUACUUUUUGUUUCUUGCAUAAAUUAAUUCCAUAUAUAUAAUGAAACAAUGGGAUUUUGUAAAGGCUUGAAUAGGAUGCCUUGGCAGUCUAAAUAAAUAGAUUUCAUUGGUACUCCUUUAUCAACACACAUACUUUCUGCAUCAAACAACUCUAACAGAUGGGCCAGGUAUGGUUAUGGGAGAUAUUUGCUAUUUACCUUCCCAACAAGCAUUCUCCUUUUGGCAAUGGACCCUAAUUUUCAUAUAGAGAUCCAACUUCUUUCCCACUUCAGUCCGCCUUCCUGGGUAGAAUUCCACCUCCAGCCCUGAGACCCAUACCUAAGUCAAUGAUCACAUGGCAUUUGCCUGGCCACUGUGACUAUUUCAGGCGUGGACUUGUGUCUUAAACUUAUCCAAGCAGAGUGCAUUGUAUGGCUUUUCUUGGAAAGGUUGGACUAGUACUCUUGUUUUUCCCUACAGAAAUGAGAUGUAGAAAAACGUAGCUCUGAUUAUUACUGACAGUCAUCUUCUGAGCAAGAGAGAAAGGCCCAUUUAAGAGAGGAGACAUCCUGAGGAAGCAGAACUGAGGAUCAGGGAGAAAACAAAUCCUGAUGAUGGUUUUUGAAUCACUGAAUCCAGCUAUGCCUGAAGGUGUUUAGCAGUGUAAGCUAAUAAAAUCAUUUAUAGAUGCACAUUAGAUAGAGUUUUUGCAACUGAGAGUUCUGAUAAAAUGAUUUUCCCUACUGAAACUAUACUAUUUUUAGCCUAAUAUAUUAUAUCAACUUGAGUAGUCAAUGCCUAGUAACAGCAAAAAAGUUCUUACAUUGCAGUGGUGGUAUUGGGUAAAGAACAAUCUUAUGCAUUCUGCCCCACUUUUAACCCUCUAAUGCAGAAAUUCCCUGCUUCUCUCCCAGGAGAAGUUUCGCAGAGUCUAUUGAAUUCACGAGUUUUGUUUGGCCUACUGAGCAGAUAUAGACUGACCCUGUGUAGACCAAUCACCUUCCAAAAGGAUUACAAGCUUCUGCCCCCAAGUCCCGCCGUUAUUUAGUAAACAAAUGUGAGAUGGCUGCUUAGUGUUUUGGGAGCAGGUUUUGGCCCAAGACCUUUCCCAUCCUCAACACCUGCACCUUUGCCACGUACAUAGCAAGACAGCAAAGUAUAAUGGUUAAGAAUGGGGCACUCUGGAGCCAGCCUGCCAGGGUUCCAGUGCUCAUUCUACCUCUCAUUAACUGGAAAAUCUUUCUCAGUUUCCUUAACCUCUCUGUGCCUCAGUUUCCUAUUCUAUAUUGGGUUAUUAUGAAGACUAAAUUAAGAAGUAUUUAUAAAAAAAACUUAAAAUAGAGCCUGGUAUACAAUAAGCAAUAUAGAAAUGUUAAACAACAACAAAACACAUGAAUAAAUGGCAGAAAAAGUACUAGAGACAUUUGAAAGAUAUAUGCAGAGAGUCUGUCAAAAUAUACAUGGUCUUAAACCAUAUAACAUACGAUGGGUAAACAUAGUCUCUCCCUUUCCCAACUAGGGAUGCAUUUCUACCACUUUCUGUAAUAGUCCCAAUGGAUAAAAGAAGAAUCUAUUAUCCAGUCCAUACUUAAUUCUUCCAUUUCUCCUAAAAGUGGCUUUUAUAGCUUUAUUUACGAUUUAGGAUUGAAUUAAGGUCUCUUUAUUACAUUUGGGUUGUGAAAUCUCUUUAGUUUCUUUUAAUCUUAAAUAGUCCCCUGCUAUUUUUGUUGCCAGUUUGUUUUUCAUCACAUUGAUAGUUUCAAAGAGUCCAGAUCAGUUCUAUCAUCUAGAAUAUCCUACAUUCUGAAAUAUUCUGAUAGUUUCUCUAUGAUUACACUCAGAUCAAAUAUUUUGAAAAAGACCUCUACGUGAUGCUGUGGACUUCCCACUGUAUCACAUCGCAGGCCCAGAAUGUUGAUUUGUUCCCAUAUUGAUGAUGCUGGGUUUGAUCUCAUGGCUACAUUGGGGAUCCAUCAGCUCUCCACGCUGUAAAUAUACCUUUUUUCCUUUAUAGUAAAAAUUAACCGGACAGCGAUAUCCUGAGGCCUUUUGACUAUCUGCUUGUAACAAUCUUUACCCAAUGAUUUUAACUUCCAAUGACGAUGUAGGCUUGUACUUGUUAUUACACUGGGAGAUACAGAAUGGUGACCUACUAAUUCUAUCAUUCUUUCUACAUUUAUUACUUAGCAUUCUUCUAUAAAAAAGAGCUUCCAUCCCUUCCUUCUCUGCCUCCCCUUCCCCCCUCCGCUUUCACUAUGGACUCAAAAAACAAAUGGUUUUUUACUAUCUAAUGGGAUAUGAGCAUUCUUCCUUCCUGAUGUUCCAAGAUUCUUUCUUUUAGCAUUUCCUUUCUCUUUCAAGAACUUCUUUAGCCAUCUUUUAAGGUAGGCCUGCUGUCAACAUGUUUUCUUAGUUUGCCUUUAUCUAAGAAUGUCUUGGUUGCCUUCUUAAUUCUUGAAAGUGUUUUUUGCUGGAUGUGAGAUGUAUGGUUGAUAAUUCUUUUCUUUCAGCACUUUAACAAUUGUGUGCUACUUUUUUCUGGCCCUCGUAGUUUCUGAUGAGAAAUCCCCUGUAAUUUGAAUUUUUUUUUCCACUCUAUGCAAGGUGUUAUUUCUCUUUUACCACUUUCAAUGUUUUUUUCUUUCUUUAGUUUACAGAAUUUUGACUAAGAUGUGUCUUGGCAUGAUUUCUUUAGAUUUCUUUACUACGAGCAUGAUAGUUCUUUACUUUGAAUCCAGUGAACUCUGUAUAAACGUAAAUUCCCCUGGGAAGGGUCCACAUUAAGUUUUGUCAUUAAUUUGAGACUGAGUGUAAAGAAAUGUACCACCCACUGUGAGAUUGGGGUGGUAGUCCGGAAAGGCACACAAAAAGAGGAGGCAGGACCUAGGGAAAGUAAAUUUCCCCUUUGUGAGUUUUGCUUUGAGUACGAAGAGGCCUGACCUUUAAUCAGGACCCCAGAUCUUGUGCUGAUUGCUGUUGAACUGCCAAGGGUUUUGACACUGCCCCAAGGUGAUCUUGUACUGGCUGAGGUGUAUACCCUAUUUAUCCUCCUGAGAAGAGUGUUAAAUAAAUCAGUGGAAGUGGCCAAGUCCAGACUUGCUGGCCUGGGAGCCUCUGUACAGUGGCAUUUUAUUAAUACAAACAAUAGCAUUUCCAAAACACAGUGCGUUAUUCCCAGGCUAACACAGCAGUCCCUGAGUGCAGUUCAGUACUGAAGCAGGAAAAAUGGCCUCCAGGUUUAGAAUGCCUUUUCUAUUCUUUUUUCCUGUCAAAGACUGGGAUUCUGGCCUUUUACAUGUUUUCUAGAUUUGAAUCUAAGCACUAUUGUAGCAAUUUAGACUUGUUGGGACAAGCAUUUUGGAAAUACCACCCCAAUGGCUGUACCUUCCUCCAGGAAAAAUUAUGCACUAUGUAUUUGUCACAGGUGGGAAUUUUAAUAAAGUUACUGUUCAUUUGGAAAAUGUAGACAAAUUAACUUUGAUGGCCCCAAGACUGGUAAAAUUAUCACAUAUGUCAGUGCCUAUUUUUGGUAUAUGGCCUUGAUGAAUACCCUGAUGCCUAGGGAUGCAGGCAUUGGAGAGUGUGAGGUAAAGUGGAGCUUGACAUCUGCAUUCCUGCUAUGAGUUUCAUUUGGGAUGACAGUUAGGAUACAAUUCAAGCAAUUAAUUCAUAGCGAGAGCCCACUAUGUGACAGGCACAGCAGGGAUGCAGAAAAUGCUAGAACAGAGCCCCUGCUUUUAAGGGGCUUAAAACAUGGCAGGGUAGAUGAGACCUCUGGUGGUGAUGAUAGGCAUGAUGAAAGUGGUAAUAGCUACCUUUAACUGAGUGCUCACUGUUUGCCCAGUACUGUGCUUAGUAUUUGACAGGCACUAUCUCAUUUACGCCCUCUAAGAACCUUAUGAGGUAUGUACUGCCGUGCACAUUUUGUAGAUGAAGGAACAGAGGCUCAGAACCAAUAAACAGUGAGACCAGGGUCACACCGCCAAGAUUCACACCUGGGUUUGCCUGACUCUAAAGCCUCAACUUUCAACCAUUGUGACAUAAAUAAUUAAACCAUAAGACAAAUCUGGAAGAGAUCUCCAAAAGACAACCAAUUCAAGUGUUUCUCAAACCGGAGGGACUUGGGAGAGAUGGAAGCCAAGUAGAGAUCCUAAAACGGAAGAAUUCUGGAUGGCAGUGGUGAGGAGGCCAGCACUGUGCUCUGAGAAUCGAUGCAGGGAGCAAGGCACGCUAGCUUCCUUAACUCCCUGCUCCUAGUGCUCUCUCCAGGCCAUCUUCUCACAACCAACAAGGAGACAGAAAUUCAUAAUGCUUCAAAAUACUGGCUGAUGUCAGCACCAGUAGAAAAAUUAAAUUAAGGCUUGAAUUUGGCAGACAGGACCUUCCACCUCAUUUCUACCUACACUUUGGAUAAUCACUUAAGCAACCAUGGGCAACGCACUGUGCUAGGCAUAUUAGAGAAAGUAGGGAUGAAUAAGAUAUGGUCUCUAUACUAAGAGAGAUUAUUUUCUAAGGCAAGGGUCAACAAACUUUUUCUGUAAUGAUCCCAGUAAUAAAUAAUUUUGGUUUUGAGGGCCAUAUAGUCUCUGUCACAACUACACAACUCUUUUAUUAUAGUGUGAUACUAGUCAUAGACAAUACAUAAACAAAUGGGUCAAUAGGACUUUAUUUACAGAAAUUGGCAGUGGGUUGGAUUUGACCUAUGGGCCAGAGUUUGCCAGCUCCUGCGCUAAGUCAUGGUUCUUUUCCUCGGUUACACAUUAGAAUCACCUGGCAAGAUUUAAAAAAUGCUGACAUCUGGGACUCAUCCUCAAAGAUUCUCAUUUAGUUGGUCUGGCCUAGGGCUUGGAACACAACUCUUAAAAAGUUCCCAGAUGAUUUUAAGGUGCUGAUAAUAUUAAGAACCACUGCUUUAAAUGGAAGCCAACUUGAUAUUAGCACUAGUAGGAAACAUGGGCCAGAAGGAAGGUGUGAAUACAUACCAUGGGAAUGUAGAGAAAAUAAAUUAUUGGUUUCAAUGAGGAAAUAAGGUUAGUCUUCCUGGAGGAGGUGGCACAUGAGCUAGUAAAGGAAGAAAAGGGAAGUCCAGGCAAGAGCAGGGCGUUACUACUACUACUACUACCCAUAUUCAUAUGACAAGUGCUUCUCUAUGUGCUUUCUAUGCAUUAAGGCACUGAAUUCUCACAGUGACCCACUGAGGCAGGUCUUAUUAUUAUUAUCACAUUAUGGAAGAGGAAACUAAGACCUAAAGACAUUGAGAAACGUGUCUUUGUUCACACAGCUGGGAAAAUGGCUGAGUGGCUAAAGUGCCAGUGCAUACAUAUAUAUGUGAUAAAAUGAAAAGUAAAUCAUGGGAACAAUAGACACAGAAUACAAGAUAGUUGUUACUUCUGAUAGCAACAAAGGGGACAAAGCGAUAAAUAAGAUAGAGUAGGAGCACGUAAGUAGAUAUAAAUUUGUUGGUAAUGUCCUAGUUUUUUUCAUUGGGCAGUAGUUUUACAGUUGUUUAUCAUAUUGGAUUUAUAAAUAAACAAAGCCAUGUGUGGGCCAAUGAUGAUAAUAUAUUAAUAUAUCAUGAACCAAGGAAUAUAUAAAUAAUCCAACUGUGUGUACCAGAUGUAAAAAAGAGAGGAGAGAGAGAUGAGGGGGAGAUGGCGAGGGAGGGAGACAGAGAAAAGGUUGGAGAAUUGGAAAGAUUUAGGAAUAGUAGUUAUUUAAACUACAAUACUCCCCACUCACACUUGGCUCCCAACAGCUCUCCACUAACCCUACCUGUCCUACGCGGUCAUCCCAAUAGUAGGAUUAUCAGGGGCUCAGCUAGGCUUCAUGUUCUUGGGAGGCCCUUGUGCCUUGUGGAAUUGGCAUUAAUUCCGGGAGGCUGCAGGAAAGAGUAGUCUCUCAGGCUUGCCAAAUUCUCAUGUACUUUCUCUUGGCUGCCAGCAUCAUCAAGAAGGGGUCCAGGAGGGGUGGGUAACAACAUCGCUCCUUGUAAUAUCCCAGCUCUACCUUUCUUCUUCUUUUCACACUAUAACUUUGUCCUAAAUGAUCACAGUUAUAUGAUUCACUUGGUAAAAGAAGGGAGACAUUGAAGUGGAUGGUAAUUUGACCCAGAAUCCCUUCCCUACCUGUUAACUUCCCUGCUUUCCUUCACUAUUGUCCUGAGAGCAGAGCCAAAAUCUAGGGCCUCAAAGAAAAACUGUGAAGGAGCUGUGGCUAGAGACAGUUAUCUUUCUUAUUUCUCCAUUUGAUCUAGCAUCCAUAACAGAUGUCAAAUAAAUAAAGCUGCAGCAAGCUCAUGAUGGAGCCUUUAAGAUAUCUGAGAACACUCUGAAAAUGGCCCAAAGUGAGUCAGCAUUGCCUUAGAGAGGGAUUACAAUCUAGCGGGCUUACCCUAAGGCUUGCCGCAGCUGGGUUAGCAUUUCUCCUUUGGCACUACCUGGCCUUCCCUGAGCUGUUUGAGGCACGAGACCUGCCAUCACUCCCCUUCCCCCACAAUGUUACCUUCUUGCCCCAUCACCACUACAUCACAGUCUAAAUUUUUCCUUCUCACGUCUGUAUUUAUGUUUUCCCUUCUUUUUGUGUCCUAAAGUUUUUCUUUCCUAUUUUUUCUUCCUUUCUUUUCUUUUCUUUUUAUUCCUGUUCUCAUCUCCUGUAGCAUCCUCCACUCCUUUCUAUCUUGGGUUUCCUAUCCCCUGACAUCUCUCUGUCUCUUCUCUUGCCUUUCCCUCCCUUCUGCUCCCCUCCUAUUUCUCUCCCCCUCCCUCCCUCUCUCUCACUCUCUCUCAUAGUUAGCAUUAAUUUUUAGCAGCAGAGAACCUUCAUCCUCCAUAUUUCCAUUCCUCUUUCCAGUUCCCAGUUUCUCCUAUUCAAAGUUAAAAUUGGUGGGAGCUCAAUCACUUAGACUACUAAUGUAAGGUGAAAGAGUUGGAACAGUCAGCCUAGGAACUACCUCUCCUGGAAUCCUCAGUGGUUAUAUUUUAGCAACAGGUACACAAAGCAUGUAUGUAGGUGUGUGUGUUGGGUUCAUGUUGUGGGUGGAGAGUGCUGGACUAGUGGAUCUCCCUUUGAUUGCUUCAUAACCAGCCCCAAAAAUGCUGGAUCUGGAGCUCAUUCCAAGGCCAAAUCUGGCCAUUGAACAAAUGUCCCUGAGAUAGAGACAUUCAGUGAGCCAAAGCAAAGGGCAAGUUAAUUCCUCAAAGGAAUCAUGGCAGAGCAGACUAUCCUUGUGGAGAGGUUGGGGCAGGUCAGCCAGUUCAACAAAGAAAAACAGCUGGUGGAGAGAGAGAACAUGCAGGCUCUCUUUGUCAGCUUAGCAAGUAAGGGCCAGUCUUGAAAAUGGCUUGGGUUUCUCAAUGAAGUUUCUUUGGGCUUUUAGCCAUAGCUCUCCCAUUUAAGGAAUCCAUGGGCGUAUGUGUCCCAGCACACACAGAUGCCAAAGGGGGACCAGGAGAGUAGGAGACCAAGCAGUCAUGGAAGCAGAAAAUCAUUGAAAAUGUGAGCAAAGGAAUUCACUCAUUUGCUUCAACAAUAUUGAGAAUAAUAAUAUUAUCAAUAGCACUGCUUAUUGUGCAUUAUGACCCAGGUACUCUUCUUUUCAGAAAAGGAAAUCAAGGCUCAGACAAGUCAAUUAACUUGCUUCAGGUAACAGAAAAUUAGUGGCUAAACCAGCUUUCAGGCAGCUGCCUGGCUUAGCAUCAGUUAGGAAAUGGGCAGAGUAUAGCAUGACAUCACUACUGGGGGCACUAGGAUGCAGCAUUGAAAUUAGGGUGAGGCAAAUGAGACACCUAGGGUGCCAGCUUUAAGGAGGCAUCACUCUUCAGUGCAGACCUUACACUUGCACAACACUGAGAGUGAGCACCUCCUUAAAGUUUGAGUCUUAGGUGCCUCACUUGCUUCAUCAUCAUCCAAGCCCUCCUUGGAUGGAUCAGUCUUUACAGAACUAGAGGAAAGGCCCUAGGUUGAAAAUGAAUUUUAUACCUGAAUUUGUGCAUUUCAGUUGAGACUGCUAUAAUUUUAAUCUAAUUGAGCAUUGAGUAUGCAAGUUAGAGAAAUUAUCAUAUUAGUCUUAAAGGUUAAUUGCUGUAGCAAACAACUUCAACAUCUUAGAAACUUAACAUGCUAGUAGGUUUAUUUCUCACUCACCCUGUAGUCCAAUAAGGUAUUUGGCGGGCAGGCUCCCAUAUGGUAAUUCUGGGACCCAGUCUCCUCCCAUCAUCUUCCAGGGCCUUGGUGUCCUCUACAAGAGCCUCUGCAUCCAACCAGGAGAUGAGGGGAGAGGAAUGUGAGGAGGACCUCGGGGGACAUUUUCUGGGCCAGACCUAACAGUCAUGCACAUCCCUUCCAUCCAGAUUCCAUUGGCCAGAAUGUAGUCACACGGCCCUACCUAACUGCAAUGCAAUCUUACUGGAUGCCAAAGGAGAGAAGACAGAUGACAGUUAGUAGUGAAAAAUUUGCCUGUCUCUAUCACAGAGAUGUAACACAGGAACUUGCACUUGUGUGUACCUGUGUGUGCAUGUGUGUUUAUAAGCCGCAAGCUCACAACAACACAGCAGGCAAGUAGGAGCCACAGGUAAAGUUAAUCAUUGGCAGAGCUGGGAUUUGAACUCAGUUCCACCUGAUCCUAAAUAUUACUACUACUACAACUAGUACUAGUACUACUACUACUACUUCUAGCUACUAUUUCCUGAGCACUUACCAUGUUCCAAGCAUUAUUCUAAGUGCCUUACAUAUGCAUGAAGUCAUUUAUCCUCACAAAACCCCACUGAGAUAGAUGUACUAUUAUCUUCAGUUUAUGGAUGAGGAAACCAAGACUCAGACAUGUUAUGCAAAAACUUGACCAAGGUUACACAGCUGGUGAGUGAUGAAGCUGGGACUGGAGCUCAUGUUCUUCCUUAAUAUUUUGUGCAGACACUAGUCUGUGCGCAUCUGAGGACAUAUGAGAUACAAGAGGGUUAGUUCUGGCCCUGGAAGGAAUUGAUUGGCUUCUAGUUUGAAAAACUAGGCAUCCACAUGUGAUAUAUUUAAAUAAAAAUAUGGUACACUAUGCUUAGGGAUAAGAACAUGUGGAGUGUAUGUUAGCACUAUGAGAGGGGUAUUCAUGGAAUUGGUAAGACUGGAAUAGUAUUUAGAAGGCAGUGAGUAUUGACAAUCAUGGUUUUAACAUUGCUCUAAAUUGUGGCUUAUAGAAUUACUUUCUGAAAAAGAUGUUCUGGAACGUCCCACUGGGAACAUAGUAGCAACUGUCUUGAAGGUGAAAGGGUGCAGAAAGUUAUACAGCUUCCUGGCAAGGCAGGCAGGAAAAAUAUCCCUUAAUAAAAUGUCUUAACUCUUAGGUAUAUACUCCAAAGAAUUGAAAAAAGCAGUUCAAACAAAAACUUGUCCAAGGUUACAUAGCUGGUGAGUGAUGAAGCUGAGACUGGAACUCAUGUUCAAACAAAAGAGCCAUUCAAACAAAAACUUAUACAUAAAUGUUCAUAGCAACACUAUUCACAAUAUCCUAAAGGUGGAAACAACCCAAAUGUCCAUCAACUGAUGAAUAGAUAAACAAAAUGUGGUGUAUCUAUACAAUAGGAUAUUAGUUAGCUAUAAAAUGAAGGAAGUUCUGACACAUACUACGACAUGGAUGAACCUUGAAGCCACAAAGCUAGGUGAAAGAAGCCUGACCACAACGGCCACAUACUGUAUGAUUCCAUUUAUACAAAACAUCCUGAAUAGGUACAUUCAUAGAGAUGGAAACCUGAGUAGUGGUUGCCAGGGACUGGAGUGAGGGAAAAGCAGGGACUGGCUACUUACUGGGGUCGGGCAUUUGUGGGAGUGAUGAAAAUGUUCAGGAAGUAGGUAGUGGCGAGGGUUGCACAACAUUGUGAAUGUACUGAAUGUCGCUAAUGGUAAAUUAUAUUAUAUGUAUUUCAUCACAAUUAAAAAAAGAUAUAACUCUCACUCAUACCUACAAGGAGGGCCUUUAAGAGAUUUUAAAAUAGGAUCUGAAUGAACCUUGAGUACAUUAAGCUAAGUGACAUAAGCCAGUUGCAAAAAGACAAAUGCUGUG